Boleophthalmus pectinirostris (great blue-spotted mudskipper) is the source of this 3997-nucleotide messenger RNA. It is a transcript of the gene mink1, whose product is annotated as misshapen-like kinase 1. The record is from RefSeq and is a predicted model, not a curated record. Gene Ontology annotation, molecular function: protein kinase activity; ATP binding. Gene Ontology annotation, biological process: protein phosphorylation. The transcript is spliced from 24 exons. Lineage: Eukaryota; Metazoa; Chordata; Actinopteri; Gobiiformes; Gobiidae. The annotation marks the transcript as partial.
UUUCCGAAAGGAGAAAACACUUGAGGAGUGUUGUGUGCAGCUAAUCGUCAUUACACCCUCCAGACUACAGCAGCAAGGCUGGAGAGGGAGGUGGGAGUAUUCCUCGGAAAGCAAAACAUGGCGAGAUAAUAAGUUUACUGCAUCGUGCAUUUGGCCUUUUGGCGUCAGAUUUCAGUAGUUACAGUUUGGCUGCGACCGAUCGAGCGCAACGCAGAACUUGAGACGUCGGAGGGACCCAGUUUACAGCAUUACCGUGUUGGCCAAAGCGAGACGAGACCUCCUGUCUGCCUGCCUGCCUGUGUUUUCCGCGGAAGGUUGACAGUGCUAGGUGCGACUGUCAACAUAGAAAAUGGAUGAACCAGGAAACUUGAUUCGGGAAGAUACAGUUUAGCUUGUUAGCCUGAGUCAUUUUGGUUAGCCAGUUAUGCGAAAUUGUGCGCACCUGACUCAAUAUUUUUGAUUACUUAGGAAUCACGAAAUAUUUAAGUCGUGCUCAAGUUUGACAGCUGCCAUUAGGGCCCAUUUUUUAUGUUGGAUACAAGUGAAAGCCGUUUUGGCGGAUCUAGUUUGAAUGUUUGGGUAUUGCUCAAGGCUGGCACUUGGUUCUGGUACGGACGGAUUCGGGCGCCAUCACACAGACAUUGCGUUGUUCUUGAAGGCAGCCUUUGCGCUACUUAACCACAGUUAUAAUUUUGCCACCAUAAACAGGGAUGGUACGGUGGUAGGUGCAGAAUUUGGUAGUUUUGUAGUCAUUUCGUUUUGAAAAUGUCCUGUGAUGUCGCAAAGCACCGGAGACGCGACGUCUUGUCAAAAUGAUCGAACGCUGCAAGGUGUAUAGCAAACCCAGAGGUCCAUUGACUAGGAAAACUGCCAGCUUCCAGACUGGUGCUAAUAGGCUAUUUGUGACGCAGAUAGAGUGUUAUUUUAAGUUAAAUGCAUUUGAAAUUACAGUUAUAAGCUGGUGAAAACAUUCAAACGUCGGAUCAGACUUUACGUGAACAAGCCUGCCUGCUGGGUGCGCCUGUGCCACUUGAUUCUGCAAUGUGUUUGCCAAUAUAAGCGCCAGUGGUCUUGUCUAUGACAUAUUCCCACGGCCUUUUCCUUGAAUAUAAUCUUUAAACGAGGCUUUUUGCGUUCGAUAACGCAGCCAAACGCUGAUCUGUUAGUUGUAAAUAAGUGGGUUACUUAGCUAACGCAGUAAGUUUUGCCAGAAUGUCUGAAAACGCCCCCACACGAAGCCUGGAUGACAUAGACCUCGCUGCACUGAGGGAUCCGGCAGGAAUCUUUGAGCUAGUCGAGGUUGUUGGCAAUGGGACCUAUGGCCAGGUGUACAAGGGCCGUCACGUGAAGACUGGGCAGCUGGCAGCCAUCAAGGUGAUGGAUGUUACAGAGGAGGAGGAGGAAGAGAUCAAAGCAGAAAUCAACAUGCUAAAGAAAUACAGCCACCACCGAAACAUAGCCACUUACUAUGGCGCUUUUGUCAAGAAAAGUCCACCAGGGCACGAUGAUCAACUUUGGUUGGUGAUGGAGUUUUGUGGGGCAGGAUCAGUGACAGACCUUGUAAAAAACACAAAAGGAAGCUCCUUAAAAGAGGACUGGAUUGCUUACAUCUGUAGAGAAAUCUUAAGGGGCCUGUCCCACCUCCAUGCUCAUAAAGUGAUCCAUAGGGAUAUCAAAGGGCAGAACGUGCUGCUGACAGAGAACGCAGAGGUCAAACUUGUUGAUUUUGGAGUUAGUGCUCAGUUAGACAGGACAGUUGGUCGAAGGAACACUUUUAUUGGAACUCCUUACUGGAUGGCACCAGAGGUCAUCGCAUGUGAUGAGAACCCAGACUCCACCUAUGACUUCAGGAGUGACAUUUGGUCUCUGGGAAUCACAGCCAUCGAGAUGGCAGAGGGAGCACCCCCUUUGUGUGACAUGCACCCAAUGAGAGCUCUCUUCUUGAUUCCCCGGAAUCCCCCUCCUAAACUUAAGUCAAAGAAGUGGUCAAAGAAAUUCAUUGAUUUUAUUGAGGGUUGUUUGGUGAAGACGUAUCCCAGCCGACCGUCCACGGAGCAGCUUCUGAAGCACUCGUUUAUCCGGGACCAGCCCACAGAGCGGCAGGUCCGAAUUCAACUCAAGGAUCACAUUGACCGGACACGGAAGAAAAGGGGGGAAAAGGAGGAAACAGAGUAUGAGUACAGUGGAAGUGAUGAAGAGGAUGAAAAUCGAGGAGAUGAUAGAGAAUCCAGUUCAAUACUGAAUGUGCCUGGGGAGUCGACGCUGAGGCGAGACUUCCAGCGCCUGCAGCAGGAGAAUAAGGAGCGGUCCGAGGCCCUGAAAAGGCAACAGGCCCAACUGGCCGCUCAGCGCAGGGACCCGGAGGAGCAUAAACGCCAGCUACUGCAUGACAGACAGAAACGCAUCGAGGAGCAGAAGGAGCAGCGCCGUCGCCUUGAAGAGCAACAGAGAAAGGAACGAGAAAUGGUGAGGCAGCAAGAAAAAGGUGCCCAUCGAAGACUUGACGAUAUGAGACGGGAGGAAGACAGGAGGAUGGCAGAGAGAGAGCAGGAAUUUAUCAGACACAAGUUAGAAGAGGAGCAGCGGCAGUUGGAAAUCCUCCAGCAGCAGUUACUUCAAGAGCAGGCACUACUUAUGGAGUACAAGCGUAAGCAGCUAGAGGAGCAGCGUCAGUCCGAGCGUCUGCAGAGGCAGCUGCAGCAGGAACAUGCCUAUCUCGUAUCUCUUCAACAGCAGCAGGAAAAGAAGCCCCAGCUCUACCACUACAACAAAAACCUAGAGCCUAAUAACAAGCCUUCAUGGGCACGCGAGGUUGAGGAGCGAAGUAAACUCAACAGGCAAGGCUCCCCUAAGAUCUGCACCACUGUCUCGGACACUGCCAUCCAGUCUCGCUCUGACUCCAUUAGCCAGUCAGGGGCCCAGUCCGCUCAGACCCCUCCCAUGCAGAGACCUGUUGAACCCCAAGGAGGACAGGGCAAGGACCCCUCCCUCACCCCCACACCUCGGCCCACUCACUCUAGAGAGUUGGUGCGACAAAACUCAGACCCCACCUCUGAGAACCCUGCCCCACAGGUGCACCAAAUAAGAGAAGAACGCGGGCCCUGGAUUCGUUUACCUGAUGUGGAGCUGCCUCCCAAAAUUCCUCAAAGAACAGCAUCAAUUGCUACAGCUCUCAACACUAACUUAACAUCUGGCAUCAGGCAUCCAAUAAGAGCCAGCAACCCAGAUCUAAGCCGUAAUGACCGCUGGGAGAGAGGUGACAGUAUGAGCGUCAUUUCCAAUUUGCCCCAAACUGGUUCCCUGGAGAGGCACCGCAUACUCAGUUCGUCAAAAAUGGAUUCACCAAUUCUGUCCCAUGACAAUCGCCAUAAGCCAGGAGAAUCUCGCACCUCUUCACGCCCUGGACGGCCUGCUGAUCAUGGCCUCUAUGCCAAGGAGAGAGCUGAGGAGCAGCCUAGACCUCCAGUAAAGGCCAAUGAUUAUUCGUCAUCUUCAGAGAGCAGUGAAAGCAGUGAGGAGAGCGAGAGUGGAGAGGGACCAGAGGAGGAGGAGAGCCCCACUGAUCGCCACAGAGAUGCAGACACAGAUUCAGUCAACACCAUGGUGGUCCAUGAAGAUGAAGGUGAGGAAGGAGAGGGAGAGCAGGCUGGAGGCUACGGGGACCAAACCAUGCUGGUGCAGAGGACCCCAGAGAAGCGAAACCAUAAUGGUUACACUAACUUACCAGAUGUGGUGCAGCCCUCCCAUUCCCCCACAGACUCAGCCUCCCACUCCUCCCCUGGGAAGGAGUCAGUUUAUGAUUACCAGUCUAGAGGAUUGGUUAAGGCCACUGGAAAAUCCUCCUUUACGACAUUUGUAGAUCUUGGCAUGUACCAGUCCCCGGGCCAAGGAGACAACAUGUCACUAAGUGGUUCUAGAUUUGAACAGCUCAAGAUGGAAGUGAGGAAAGGAUCCAUGGUUAAUGUAAAUCCCACCAACACUCGCCCACCCACGGAUA